Camarhynchus parvulus is the source of this 907-nucleotide messenger RNA. It is a transcript of the gene CLTRN, whose product is annotated as collectrin, amino acid transport regulator. The coding region runs from base 62 to 727 and encodes 221 amino acids. The record is from RefSeq and is a predicted model, not a curated record. NCBI's taxonomy places the organism in Eukaryota, Metazoa, Chordata, Aves, Passeriformes, Thraupidae. The transcript has 6 exons.
CCCAGCCCCGGCCCGGCCGCGGCCUCACCUCGGCUUCCCCAGGGGGGGCUCGGGCACCAACAUGGGCGCCGCCAUCUUGCGGGAACCGACGGGACGUCACGUGACCCCGCGGCGGAAGGAUGCACAGAAUGCUUUCAAAGUACGGAUUAGUAUCAAAACGGCUUUGGGAGAUAAUGCAUAUGCCUGGGAUGCUAAUGAAGAGUACCUCUUCAAAGCAAUGGUGGCUUUUGCAAUGAGAAGAUAUUCCAGCAAGAGCACAACUCAAAUUUCCAAUGUGCUGCUCUGCAAUGUGACAGACCGGGUGUCCUUCUGGUUUGUGGUCACAGACUCUUCCAAAAAUGUGACAACUGUUCCUGGAAGUGAGGUAGAGGCAGCCAUCAGGAUGAACCGGAACAGAAUCAACAAUGCCUUCCUACUGAGUGACAAAACACUGCAGUUCCUGAAGAUAACCUCAACCUUAUCACCUCCUGUUGAACCCUCUACACCUGUCUGGCUUAUUGUAUUUGGUGUUGUUCUUUGUCUCAUUGUGGCUGGGAUUGUUUUCCUCAUUGUUUCAGGGAUUCAGAAACACAAGAAAAAGAAUAAAGAGUCAACAGAGAGAGAAAAUUUAGAAGAGAAAGUUGAAGUGACACUAGAAAACGGGAUUCCUUGUGAAGCACUUGAUAUAAAAGCAGGCCACAUUAAUGGAGUCUUUGCAGCAGAUGAUGACCGGUUCACAUCCCUAUGAAAUGCUGCCACUGCUCUCUGGUGGUUUUCUGAAAGACUCCUGUGCCUGCCUUUUCUCAUCACUACUCCUGAAUGUCAAACAUGAAGACAAGAAAAAUGUCCUUUCACGUGAUUUCCCUUGAGAGAACCUUUUGCUUGGGUGAACCUUGAUUACAGUUCUUUUACAUGAGCAAUGCAACUA